UUUACUGCGGCGGCGGCAACGGUGCCGGCACUGUGCAUCCUCGGUGGGGAGACCGCGGCUGGUCAGGGCUUGCGGCCCCCAAGGUUUUCCCAUCCAGAUUCGCGCACCCCACAUCCUCCUUCGCUGCGCCCUCGCCUUGUCUUCCUUUGCCGGGGUGCCGACGGGUGGUCUCACGGAUCGCGGCAUGAGGUGAAGCUGUGACAGGUUUGAAAACACAAUGGCAGGAAACAGCCUUGUUCUACCCAUCGUUCUUUGGGGCCGCAAAGCACCAACACAUUGCAUCUCAGCAGUACUUUUGACAGAUGAUGGGGACACGAUUGUAACAGGAUGCCACGAUGGACAAAUAUGUCUCUGGGAUCUUUCAGUAGAAUUGGAAGUUAAUCCUCGGGCUCUGUUAUUUGGUCAUACAGCUUCAAUCACUUGCUUAUCUAAAGCUUGUGCUUCCAGUGACAAACAGUAUAUUGUGAGUGCAUCUGAGAGUGGAGAGAUGUGCCUCUGGGAUGUGAAUGAUGGCAGAUGUAUUGAAUUUACAAAGUUAGCCUGCACACAUACUGGCAUACAAUUCUACCAAUUCUCAGUUGGAAACCAGCGGGAAGGAAGGCUUUUGUGCCAUGGACAUUACCCUGAAAUCCUGGUUGUGGAUGCUACUAGCCUUGAGGUGCUCUACUCCUUAGUAUCAAAGAUCUCACCAGACUGGAUUAGCUCCAUGAGUAUUAUUCGAUCCCACCGAACACAAGAGGACACUGUGGUGGCACUCUCGGUGACGGGCAUCCUGAAGGUGUGGAUCGUUACCUCUGAAAUAAGUGGCAUGCAGGAUACUGAGCCAAUAUUUGAGGAGGAAUCCAAACCUAUUUAUUGUCAGAAUUGCCAAAGCAUCUCCUUUUGCGCAUUCACACAAAGAUCACUUUUGGUUGUGUGCUCCAAAUACUGGAGGGUAUUUGAUGCUGGAGACUAUUCCCUGUUGUGUUCAGGUCCCAGUGAAAAUGGCCAGACGUGGACUGGAGGGGAUUUUGUAUCAGCAGAUAAAGUCAUCAUUUGGACUGAAAAUGGGCAAAGUUACAUUUACAAACUCCCUGCUAGUUGUCUUCCAGCUAGUGAUUCAUUCCGUAGUGAUGUGGGGAAAGCAGUUGAAAAUCUAAUUCCUCCUGUACAAUAUAGCCUCUUGGAUCGAAAAGAUAAAGAGUUGCUUAUUUGUCCUCCUGUUACUCGAUUCUUCUAUGGAUGCCGGGAAUACUUCCAUAAACUGUUAAUUCAAGGGGAUUCCUCUGGAAGAUUAAAUAUCUGGAACAUCUCAGACAUAGCUGAUAAACAAGGUGAAGAAGAGCUGGAGAUGACAACUUCUGUUAGUUUGCAAGAGGCAUUUGAUAAACUGAGUCCUUGUCCUGCUGGAAUUAUAGAUCAGCUGAGUGUGGUUCCCAAUAGUAAUGAACCUCUGAAAGUGACUGCAAGUGUGUACAUACCAGCACACGGGCGGCUUGUUUGUGGCCGUGAAGAUGGAAGCAUAAUUAUUGUACCUGCCACACAGACGGCCAUAGUACAGCUGUUGCAAGGGGAACACAUGCUCAGAAGAGGUUGGCCACCUCACAGAACACUCCGGGGUCAUCGGAACAAAGUCACAUGUUUGCUAUAUCCUCAUCAGGUCUCAGCUCGGUAUGACCAAAGAUACCUGAUAUCUGGAGGUGUGGAUUUUUCCGUCAUAAUUUGGGACAUAUUUUCUGGAGAAAUGAAACAUAUCUUCUGUGUUCAUGGAGGCGAGAUUACUCAACUUCUAGUUCCGCCUGAAAACUGUAGUGCAAGAGUGCAGCACUGCAUCUGCUCCGUCGCCAGUGACCACUCAGUAGGACUUCUAAGUUUGCGUGAGAAAAAGUGCAUCAUGCUGGCAUCACGUCACCUUUUCCCUAUUCAGGUCAUCAAGUGGAGGCCUUCAGAUGAUUACCUGGUAGUGGGAUGCUCAGAUGGCUCUGUGUAUGUCUGGCAAAUGGAUACUGGUGCAUUGGAUCGUUGUGUGAUGGGAAUAACAGCAGUGGAGAUACUGAGUGCUUGUGAUGAAGUGGUUCCUGCUGCCGUGGAUUCACUCAGUCACCCAGCAAUUAACCUCAAACAAGCUAUGACAAGACGUAGUCUCGCUGCCCUCAAAAAUAUGGCCCAUCAUAAGCUUCAAACCCUGGCAACAAACCUCUUGGCUUCUGAAGCAUCUGACAAGGGGAAUUUACCUAAAUAUUCUCAUAACUCCCUGAUGGUUCAAGCAAUAAAGACAAACCUAACAGAUCCGGACAUACACGUGCUUUUCUUUGAUGUGGAAGCGUUGAUUAUUCAACUCCUGACUGAAGAAGCCUCUAGGCCGAAUACUGCGCUUAUUUCCCCGGAGAAUUUGCAAAAAGCAUCUGGCAGUUCAGACAAAGGGGGCUCUUUUCUAACUGGAAAACGAGCAGCAGUUCUCUUCCAACAAGUGAAAGAAACUAUCAAAGAGAACAUAAAGGAACACCUCCUUGAUGAUGAAGAGGAGGAUGAGGAGAUAAUGAGGCAGAGAAGAGAAGAAAGUGAUCCCGAGUACCGGGCCAGCAAAUCGAAGCCAUUGACUCUCUUAGAGUAUAAUUUAACAAUGGACACGGCAAAACUGUUCAUGUCCUGCCUCCAUGCCUGGGGUUUGAAUGAAGUUCUGGAUGAAGUUUGCCUCGAUCGCCUUGGAAUGCUGAAACCCCACUGCACAGUAUCAUUUGGCCUCUUAUCAAGAGGAGGCCAUAUGUCACUGAUGCUUCCUGGUUAUAAUCAGUCUGCUUUUAAACCACCACAUGGGAAAGCAGAAGCAGGAAGGAAGCUUCCAGCAACAGAGGGCGUAGGAAAGGGGACUUACGGAGUGUCCCGAGCCGUCACCACACAGCACCUCCUGUCGAUCAUAUCUUUGGCAAAUACUUUAAUGAGUAUGACCAAUGCAACCUUUAUUGGGGAUCAUAUGAAGAAGGGCCCUGCCAGGCCACCUAGACCAAGCACCCCAGACCUUUCUAAGGCAAGGGGUUCCCCUCCAACUUCCAGUAAUAUUGUGCAAGGACAGAUUAAACAAGAAACUGCUGUACCUCAAUUCUCUCCUCUUUAUUUCUUCUGUUUUCCUCUGCAAGUCGCUGCACCUGUCGUUUCCGCUCGGUCUGAUGCUGAUCAUGCUGGCUCUGACCCUGCUUCUACUCCUGCUUUACAUACCUGUUUCUUAGUAAAUGAAGGAUGGAGUCAGUUAGCUGCUAUGCAUUGUGUUAUGCUGCCCGACCUGCUGGGACUGGAUAAAUUUAGGCCUCCACUUCUAGAGAUGCUGGCUCGCAGAUGGCAAGAUCGAUGCUUGGAGGUCAGAGAAGCUGCACAAGCCCUUCUUCUAGCAGAACUGAGAAGAAUUGAACAGGCAGGACGGAAAGAAGCCAUCGAUGCCUGGGCUCCUUAUUUACCUCAGUAUAUGGACCAUGUCAUAUCACCUGGGGUCACAGCAGAAGCCAUGCAGACUAUCUCCACUGCUCCCGAUGCCUCAGGCCCUGAAGCCAAAGUCCAGGAGGAAGAGCAUGACCUUGUGGAUGAUGACAUCACCACGGGUUGUUUAUCAAGUAUGCCCCAAAUGAAAAAAAUUUCCACAUCUUAUGAAGAAAGACGCAAGCAAGCUACUGCUAUCGUUUUGCUAGGAGUAAUAGGAGCUGAAUUUGGUGCUGAAAUUGAACCUCCAAAACUGUUGACCAGACCUCGAAGCUCUAGUCAGAUUCCUGAAGGAUUUGGUUUGACCAGUGGUGGAUCCAACUACUCCCUGGCCAGACAUACUUGCAAGGCCCUGACAUUUCUUCUGCUGCAGCCACCAAGCCCCAAACUUCCCCCACACAGCACUAUCCGAAGAACAGCCAUUGAUCUGAUUGGACGAGGUUUCACAGUUUGGGAGCCUUACAUGGAUGUGUCUGCUGUUCUGAUGGGGCUUCUCGAACUUUGUGCUGAUGCUGAAAAGCAGCUUGCCAACAUCACAAUGGGGCUGCCUCUGAGCCCAGCAGCUGACUCCGCCCGCUCUGCGAGGCAUGCCCUCUCGCUCAUUGCCACUGCCAGACCACCCGCCUUCAUCACUACCAUAGCCAAAGAGGUGCACAGACAUACAGCUCUUGCAGCAAAUACCCAGUCACAACAGAAUAUGCACACCACAACUCUUGCACGAGCUAAAGGGGAAAUCCUGAGAGUCAUUGAAAUUCUAAUUGAAAAGAUGCCCACAGAUGUUGUGGAUCUUCUUGUGGAGGUUAUGGACAUCAUUAUGUACUGCCUUGAAGGAUCCUUAGUUAAAAAGAAAGGUCUUCAGGAGUGUUUCCCAGCCAUCUGCAGGUUCUACAUGGUCAGCUAUUACGAGCGGAAUCACAGAAUAGCAGUGGGGGCGCGGCAUGGUUCAGUGGCCCUGUACGACAUCCGGACUGGAAAAUGUCAGACCAUCCAUGGACACAAGGGACCAAUCACUGCAGUGGCCUUUGCUCCUGAUGGACGAUACCUGGCCACCUACUCCAACACUGACAGCCACAUUUCCUUCUGGCAGAUGAACACGUCACUCCUGGGAAGCAUCGGCAUGCUGAACUCGGCACCUCAGCUACGCUGCAUUAAAACUUACCAGGUGCCCCCCGUGCAGCCGGCCUCCCCCGGCUCCCACAACGCCCUCAAGCUGGCCCGGCUCAUCUGGACUUCCAACCGCAACGUCAUCCUCAUGGCCCACGACGGGAAGGAGCACCGCUUCAUGGUCUAGAGCUGCUGUCUGCUGCCCUAAGUGAUUUCAGUUCCCUGCGUUCUCUAGGCCGACAUUGCUCUGUCCUUGCAGGGGAUCAUUCUUUGGGCCUACUUAGGUCGUGCAGGGGCGUGGCCAGGUCUCUGUCAUUUGUGCAUGCUUCUCGGGGGGGAGGGGGCAGACUCUCACACGUGCCACCUAUCGAUUCAGAGGCAUGCACACUGCUCUCCAGGAUGUGGCCACUCUGUCACUAGGUAGUUUUUCCCUGCCAGCGAGGGGAGGGGAAAACCGGCGGUUCCUGGGAACGCUCUUGUUGCUUGGUGCAACAGAAGCCCAAAAAUCAAUAAGCACUGUGAUUGCACUCCCAGCCCCAAUCAGUGUUUCAGCCACGAAACCCCAGCUCUGAAGCGCUGCCUGCAUCCGGCGUUCUGACACUGCGCGUCGCGGUGGUACGGCAGCCUCGUUAUUGAAAUUAUUCCCCUUUGACUUUCCUAAAGCAUACCAUUGUUUACCAGAAAGAUCCUCUGUUUACGUGGCUCUUUGCUUCUGGUGAUUGCUAGGAAAUCCCUCAAUCCAGUUGGCUAGGGUUUAGCCACCACCUUCUCUGUUAAUACCUAACUGAUUUCAGUUCAUGAGAAAAUGCACGCAAAAAUUGUUUUUCCUUGUAGAAAAUACAGUUUUCUACACUCUCAGCCUUCUGAAGUGUUCACGUCUUGCUUAGAUGUCAGUAUACUUAGUAGCUUAAAGUAAGACUCAGCAUCACUUCUAAAAUACUUAAUUAUCCAGGCACUAUCACUGAUCUCGCGAAGGUACCCUUGUGAUAAAGGAGCCAGUUUGGAGGCGCAGCACAGCCCUAAAAUGAAGACGCUUCUGAUUCUUUGCUGCAGAUCUUUUUGAUUAAAAGGAGCACUCCCCUUCCCUACAGAAACCCGACAAAGCUGCACUUCCCACAUGAAUGACAUACGUCAGUUAUCAUGUAAUAAUUACAGUUCAGCCUUCAAACUACUACUGGUCAAUUAAGUAAAAACCAAGAAGGCAUUUCUUUUUAAACAAGUAUCCUAGAGGUUUAAUCCUUUGGCGCAGUGUCUUGUAUAUGCAGUUUAUUUAUAUACAGGAGUGUAUAUAAAAAUGUGCGGGCUCUCGAUUUGUUUGCAGAAACAUUGCAAUGAGAGUUCGUCACACUUCAAAGUAAGCUUCAGCUAGAUCACUCUCUUCUUAUGUCAGAUUAUGCUGGUUCUUGCUUAUAGUCAUGGGAGAAAAUCCAUAAAGUAAUGUUUUGUAUGAAACCCUCCUCACAAACCUUCAUCUGUACAUAGUUGGGGGUUUUGUAGGUUGGCUGGUUGUUGAUUGGUUGGUUAGUUGGGAGAAAUGGCUUACUAAAUUCAGAGGAAGUUUGCAAAGUUUACAGAGGAAGCAAGAUGAUAAUGGGAGCAUUUAAUCAGAAAAGCAUAGCUUGUCAGAGUUCAUGCAAUAUACGGAAAAGUAGGAUCAGGGUCCAGGAGCAAAUACAUAUGUUAUUUUACUGAAACCAAUUUUUAAGGAACAUAUUAAGAAAUUAAUAUAAGUAGAAUGUCUUUUUCAUAUGAAUAUGAAAUAUGUUAUUUCUGUUGAUGGCAGAUCUGUCCUAAGUCCUUGGUUUUAGACAAAAAAAGUGAAUGUAUGCCACAUGCAUGUACAGCGUAUUGAUACAGAUUAUCUAUGUAGUUUCCAAGGAAGAAGCAGACAGCUCUCCAGCAUGGACUUCCUGUGUUCGGGAAACAUGCUGCCAUGUUUGGGGUAGCUAGAGCCACUGGAGGUGGACCAAAAGGGCACUUGGUUUCUCCAGCCAGCUCCUGAGUCUUCUCUAUACUCAACACGUGUUUACUUUGUGGACGUAAAUGAAAACUAAUUUAUUCUAAAUGACAAAACUACUUGGAAUACAAGGUAAACGUAUUAGAGUUGCAUUGGUUUUUUUAACAAAAUGAUCUAUAGGGGAGGAGAAAGGUGUGGGAUGGGCAGGCCACCACAGACACACAGGUGGCGCCCCCUUGGCAACUAAGAACAAAGCUGUGAGGACCCAAGGAGCAAAACCCUAGAUGCGGGGCAUGGGUUCUGUCUGCACUGACGGCCAAAAUGAUGGCCGGGUGAGCGGGCCGUCUCUGCAGCGGCUGAUGUUUGAUGGCCAGACAGGCUCCUCUCACUCGGAGUCGAGCGUCUGCGUCCUUUUUGACAUCAGUCUUUCCAUGGCUUUUUUGACAAGCGCAGUCCCAAACUUCCUGCCAGCUUAGAUUUCUCAGCACUGACAUAAACUUCGUAUUGUCAUCCUCGUGCACACUUUUAGUGUUCUAUUGAUUUCAUUGGCACUGUAUUUGGACCUGUCCUUGUAAAUGUAGACAUACGUGGCUUCAGUGGUAAUUUACAAGCAAAAGAUGACAUGACGUGACACCUGUAUGAAAAUGUUGCUAUGAUUGAACUCACUGUGUACAGCAAGUAAAUUAAAAUGUCUGCCUUUCGAGACAUUUCUAGAUGAUUCCACUUAAUAGAUUCUAUGUGUACUGAAUGUCCCUGUGUACAUACGUGUGGUAAAAAAUAAAAAAGAAUUGUACUGCA
Messenger RNA from Oryctolagus cuniculus (rabbit), 7309 nucleotides. Lineage: Eukaryota; Metazoa; Chordata; Mammalia; Lagomorpha; Leporidae. The record is from RefSeq and is a predicted model, not a curated record.